Neodiprion virginianus is the source of this 2703-nucleotide messenger RNA. Its product is annotated as sodium-independent sulfate anion transporter-like. Gene Ontology annotation, biological process: transmembrane transport. The transcript is spliced from 10 exons. Gene Ontology annotation, cellular component: membrane. Bases 399 to 2213 code for a protein of 604 amino acids. The record is from RefSeq and is a predicted model, not a curated record. Lineage: Eukaryota; Metazoa; Arthropoda; Insecta; Hymenoptera; Diprionidae. Gene Ontology annotation, molecular function: sulfate transmembrane transporter activity.
GGAAUGAACAAGUGGUUGGGUUUCAUGUCGCAAAGUCGUCGUCCUUUACCACCUUGCGAUAAGUUUUUGGUCAGCAGUGUUUUCCUUCGCUUCUUUUACCCGAGUGAGCCCGAAUACGUUGUACAAAUUUUGUUAUACUCUUACAAUCAAGCAUACUCGCCAUUUUUUACAGUGCCAAUUAUAUCAAGCCUGGUAAUUACAGUACAGUAUCUGGAGUACUGAUUAGCACGGUACAACGAGUAUUUUCUAAUCAUCAAAUACCGACUGUUCGUUCGUUGAGUGUAAUAGAACCGAGGAAGUAAAUCUGUGUACUAGUUAAGUUUUCUGUGGGUUUAUGUGUGUCGGUUUUUGUCUUUAUUCUAAUACGCGCGUCGCGUUGAAGUGAUUUUCAUAUUCAAAUGAAAAUGGUAAAGAUAAACUUUUUGGAGUUGGCAAAGCGAAGAUUGCCGAUAACGGUGUGGCUCCCGGUUUACACAUCUGGUGAUGCCCUCAGUGACCUUGUGGCCGGCAUCACAGUCGGUCUCACUCUGAUUCCUCAGGCAAUCGCCUACGCGGCUCUGGCAGGUCUCGGACCGCAGUUUGGACUGUACAGCGCGUUUGCCGGAAGCUUGGUUUACAUCGUUCUUGGUACGUGUAAAGAAGUAAACAUCGGACCAACAGCUCUGAUAUCGUUGCUCACCUUCACAUACGCAAAAGGAUACCCUGAACUCGCCGUUCUCCUCUGCUUUCUCUCGGGAUGCGUGACCUUGCUUCUCGGCAUUCUGCGGCUCGGCUUCCUGGUGGAGCUUGUCUCGGCGCCGGUAGUAUCCGGUUUCACGUCGGCGGCCAGUCUGAUAAUCGCCUGCAGCCAGAUCAAGGGUCUCCUGGGGGUGUCUGCCCACGGAGAGGGUUUUGUAGAGAUUUGGAAGGGACUCUACGAGUCGAUUCACACGGUGCGAAUCCCCGAUCUGAUCCUUUCCUGCUGCUGCAUCACCGUGCUGCUGGUACUCAAGCGAAUCAAAGAAUGCAAGUGUACCAAUCAACACGUUACCAAGUGCCUUUGGUUCAUUGGAACGGCGAGGAACGCUUUGGUUGUAGUUUCAUGCGCUGUGGCUGGAUACCUGUUCGAGAUAUACUCGGUUGUACCCUUCAAAUUGACGGGCCACAUACGGGCUGGUCUGCCCGCGGUUAGUCCACCACAGUUUUCCAUGGUUUCCGGAAAUCACACGGUCAGCUUCCUCGAGAUGUGCCAAACCCUGAGGACCGGGAUCAUCGUAGUCCCGCUGGUGUCGGUGAUCGGAAACGUGGCCAUCGCUAAAGCCUUCUCUCAUGGCAAGGUCUUGGAUGCGACGCAAGAACUGUUUACUUUGGGGGUUUGCAACGUCGUCGGUUCUUUCUUCAGCUCGAUACCGGUCACUGGAUCCUUUUCACGAAGUGCUGUGAACAACGCUUCAGGCGUCAGGAGUCCGUUGGGUGGAUUGUACUCAGGUGUUUUGGUUAUUCUGGCGUUAAGUCUGCUGACACCGUACUUCUAUUACAUUCCGAAAGCGACGUUGAGUUCGGUGGUGAUUUGCGCGGUGAUAUUCAUGGUCGACAUUAGUAUAAUACAACCGAUCUGGAAAUGCAGCAGAAAGGACUUGAUCCCGGCACUGGGCACGUUUCUCGCAUGCUUAUUCGUUGGUGUCGAGUUAGGAAUUCUCAUCGGAGUUGCGAUCGAUGUCGUUAUUCUAAUUUACUUCAACGCCAGACCGCACAUCGCUGUGGAGCAGAAAAAUCAGUCUGAGCCGGCUUAUGUUACCAUACAACCUAGUGGAGCUCUUUUCUUUCCGGCCAUCGACCACUUGAGAGAAAAAUUAACGAAGAACUUAUCUCAGGAUGACAAUAGCAUGAAACCCUCAAAACGACCUACUAACAUUGUCCUAGACUGCAAACACGUAGACAGGAUAGACUUCACGGCGGUUCAGGGAUUAAAUUCGGUCCUGUCAGACCUAUCGAAACAGGGUUGUCACUUGAUAAUGCUGAAUCCAAAACCGGAAGUUUUGGCCAGUAUACAAUCGAUUUCAAAGAAUCCGAUUUUAUGGGCAAAUUCGGAAAGUGAGUUAAUUUCGAUCCUCAGGCAAGUCGAAAGCACAAAUUCGCUUGGAAGUGAAACGAGAUUGGAAAUGAAUCACAUGACAAAUUCAACGACAAAAGCGAGAUCAACAGAUAUCGACACAGCUAGCACGAAUUUGUGAUAAGACUAGACACGAAAUUUUACGAAUGAGAGAAUUGCAAUUCAGUUUUAUGAAAUACAAAAAAAAAAAUAAUUUCCCCUGUGAAUAUGUGUACAGUGGACAGCUUACGUUCGAGUAACUGUAUAAUGUGAUUAUCAAUAUUUGUUUACGUGCCGUUCAAAUCUUCCAAAGCAAGCAUUUGUGUGAAAAAUGUUUAUAUACUAUACUUAAGAAAAAAAUAAAACCCAGUGUGCUGAGUACAGAGAGUAAUAUUUGAACACUAAUUAUAAGACGCGAUUUGCCAAGUUCCUGAUACGUGUGAAAUACGUAAAUAAUUUUUGUUUGUGUAAAGUUCUGCAAGCGUACUAAAUGGUAUACAUAUAUCAGUAGAUGUUUUAUUACAAAAAUGAACUUUUAUAAUGGUUAUUUUAAUCACUAGUGUUUUUUUCAUACAACGUAAUACUAAUUUGUAAACGAUAAGAAUAUUGGUGAUAAAUGUAAAUAAUGUAAU